AUGGCUCCUGAGCUCACAAAGACUGGGAAAGCAAGAACGAGCACAGAUGUAUAUGGGUAUGGCUUCCUUCUGGGAGAAACCAUCCUUUCACCACUUCCUCCUGAGAUUCACAGUGAAGGUCCAAUACCUAAACAUCCGUACAACUUUCUAUUGAGCCCUUCAAGUUCUAUGCUGUCUUCGUCAAAAUAUUAUAGUCUUACAUGCUUUGAUGAGGUGGUCUCACCUGCUGAAACUGGGAUGACUUCAUAG
Messenger RNA from Sphenostylis stenocarpa, 249 nucleotides. Lineage: Eukaryota; Viridiplantae; Streptophyta; Magnoliopsida; Fabales; Fabaceae. The record is from the annotation of a GenBank genome assembly.